Clarias gariepinus (North African catfish) is the source of this 2667-nucleotide messenger RNA. Its product is annotated as protein phosphatase 1, regulatory subunit 15B. NCBI's taxonomy places the organism in Eukaryota, Metazoa, Chordata, Actinopteri, Siluriformes, Clariidae. The record is from RefSeq and is a predicted model, not a curated record. Bases 288 to 1715 code for a protein of 475 amino acids. Gene Ontology annotation, cellular component: endoplasmic reticulum; protein phosphatase type 1 complex. Gene Ontology annotation, molecular function: protein phosphatase regulator activity. The transcript has 3 exons. Gene Ontology annotation, biological process: response to endoplasmic reticulum stress.
ACUGACACUUAUAUCACAAUCUCAGCCGCGCCAAGUAAUCACUCUUGUAAAUAAUAGGUUCAUAAAGCCAUAAAAUUAAUUACCGAGAACACUUUAAAAUCAUGGCUUCAUAUAUUUCUGAUCGGACGUAUUAAUAAUACGUAUUACGUAUUAUUAUUUUAUUUUCCUUCUUCUCCAGCGAAGAUGUGCUUUUUAAAGAUUCAAAGCCAAACGACAAGGAUAUGUAAGAAAAACUUCGCCAGGAAGGAUUAUCAGAACACCUGACCAUUUCUCACUAAGUGAAGAAGAUGGAAAGCGUGUUGGAAAAAUCGAAAGAGCAAAGCGCGAUGCAGCGCUUCAGCCACAGCGGCAUGGCGCUCCUACCGUGGACCAGACAUAUCCUAACAGUACUGUGGGAAAACGUACGCUUAGUGGUUCAAGUCAUCUUUUGCAGCGUAAUGGCAGUUUUUCAGAUGUUCAGGUUUGAAGUUCACCUGCGCAUCACAGAUGACACAGGAGAACAUAUUCAGCAUGUGACAAAUUCACCGGGUGAUACCGAAGGAUUUCUCCUGUCAUCACUGUUUGAAAGCAACAAGAAUGUUGUUGUGGCAGGUCCAAGUCCUCUGUCAAGGUUUAACAAGGAUCCUUUCAACCUAAACUCACAUUCCACAUCUGUUCUGUCCAGUAUUGUGAAUGAUGAUCUGUGCUAUUCACUCAUGGACAAUUUAGUAUCUUGUGCAACUGAAUGUCUCAAUGAUAAAGAAGAUGUAUGUGUAGAAAAGCAGUGUGGCUGGAAGCACAGGUUUGAAUGGAAUUUUUGUACAGGCUUAGAGAGUAGAGUAGAUGAAGAAUGUGUAAAAAGUCUUUAUGGGAAGGAGUUUCAAAAACAAAAUGAUUGUUGCACAGGAUUGGAAUGUAAUUUGUCCCAGUUAACAUUCAAAAGUCAAUGUUCUGAUAGUGAGUUUAGCUGGGGCAGCUCAGACAGUUCCGCCUUAGAUAGGGAGGGAGAGGAUAAUGAUGGGCUCUGGGAUCUUCUCAGGGGUUCCAAUGAUCCAUAUCACCCAUUGCACUUCACAGCAUGUAUUUCCAGUGGAGCUGCAAAUAGACAGAGAACACAAACGGGAUCAAGUCAGCAAAAAAAUAAUUUCACAUCGACACCAUCUAGUGUGUCAUGUUGCUCAGAUUCCAGUGAGCAAGGAAACAUGGAGACUGUUAAUUCAGAAGAUGAAGAGGAGGCAUUGUGGAAGUCUCUGUCUCGGGAUGAUGACCCUUACCACCCACUGAAUUUUAGAGCUCCUCUAAACUGUGCACACAUGUUUACAGAUACCCAUGAGAGAAGCCCUAAAAUAUCCAGAGACCCCACUGGCGCUAGAUGUCUCAAGCCUUUUUUGAUGCAGAAGCAAGUUAUCAGUCACCGGUGUCCGCAGUUGUGUGUGGAAAAGCCAGCUAAAGUGCCCUGGAAAAGGCCUAUAAAUAAGACUGUCAAUGCCAGCAUGAGAAAGAAAAUUUCUACUGUAAAAAGGGUGAAAUUCUCUCCAGUUGUACAAGUUCACAAGAUGCGAGCCUGGUCGUUUGCCCUUCAAGCGUGCCGUAAGGGCCCAUGGGAGGAACAUGCACGGGAUAGGGACCGUUUCCAGAGGAGAAUUUUGGAAACAGAGCAAGCCAUUGGAUAUUGUUUCCUGCAAUCACACAGAAAUAAGUUUUUGAUUUAUCACCAAAACACACUACUUAAAUAAGCAUAUUCCAGCAAGACUUUCCUAUCUUAGCUGAAAUUUUGGGCUUGUUUUCUUAAAACGUCUGUUGUGUUAUGCAGACAUUUUAAGGCUCUAGUCUGUUAACACACCUAAAUGUUUUCUUUACAGUGCCUUGUUGACUAGUAAUGAAAAUGUCAUUGUGACAGCUAUAAAUGUGGGCUGAUGUCUAUGAUGAAUGCUAUUGCGAUCUAGAUACAAAAUGCAAAAUUAAGGAACCUUUUUUUAAUUGUCUGUUCAAAUGGUUUCUUGUUUUUGUGUGUGUGUGUGUGUGUGUGUGUGUGAGAGAGAGAGAGACGGGUUAAAAACAAUGCAUGAUGAAACUAACUCCCUUGAGAAGAAAUCAAUUAGUGUCUCCCCUUGACACACCAGUCAAGCACAAACUGCAUAGUGCAAAAAGGAGCAAUGAUGUAAGCAAUUUUUUUAAAUACCUAAUAAAAGCAGGUCUUUUUUAUUUGUGCAAAAUAUGUAGAUUCUCACCACUGCACACAAUGUUGUUAGUAAGUAAGCUUUUGGGUAUAACUUACCUGGCUAUAAAAUAGUCUGUCUUUACUGUUUAAUUGUAACUGUGUGCGUGUGUACUACUGAGUCGCACUCCAUGACUACUUAUACUAUAGUGUAUCUGGUUGCCAGGCAACAGAGUGAGCUGUGAUUGGAUAUUCUGAAAGUGUUACAGGAGAUUGCAGCAGAAACAGUGCAUUGUGGGAGGGUAGCCACCAUGCCCAUGGUAGAGAGUAGUAAAGCUAAGAAGGUGGGAUUGCAUGGGACUCGAUCUCUGGAGUCUCAAUUACUCUGUUCAGUCCUUAUGAUGCAAUCAGCCGCCUCUGUGAGUUAAAUAUGAAAGAUAGGGAAAACUCAGAGUCCCAGAGGGUCCCUUCCCACUUUAUUUUGGUGAAAUGGUGAACACACUGUUGCAAUAAAUUUAUUGUAGUAAGAU